GCGAGCCACCUCACCUGGCCAGUGGCACCUUGUUAUGGCUGCCUGAGCCUACUAAGGCAAGGCUGGGAAGAAGUACCGUAUCUCGUGCAUACCCCACAGAGUUCCAGGCUGCCUGGUACUCCAGGCACUCCCCUCUAAGGGAAGGGUGGAGGGGGUGCAGAGAUGGAGAACUUACCCCUUCUGGAGUGACACAUAAACCCAAGACCCAGUAAUUCCCAAAGCAAAGUGGGGGUGAAGCAGUGUGGGCUCCAGGCAGCACAGAGAGGUCAAGGACAAAAGUCAGAAGAGAUAAGGCAGGGGUGUCCCCAGAGCCAGGUUACCCGGGGCAUGCAGUUUGGACUUGGGGCUGGAGGUGGGGGGUGCAGAGGGAGGUCCCAGAAGGCCGUUUCAGAACAGCUUUAGCAGGCUCAUCCUGCUGCUUUAUGGAGGAUGGCUUGGGGCAUGGGAGGGGGAGGGAGGAAACACAGUGCAGGUGUGGGGUGCUGGUGCACAUCCGCCCGGCAGAGCUCCUAAACCGCAAGCAGCUGCCAGGAGACCCGUUUCAAUUAGGACACACGUCUGGAGGCCACCCCAAGGUGGCUGGGGGCAGAAUGGGUCAGGGAGGCCCUGCAAUUCCAGGGUUGCCCAGGCACUGGGAAUCCUGGCUCUCAUCAUAAUGGGCUGAGGUUCUGGGGACAAGCUGAGUGGCAGCUCUGAGCCAGCUGAGCCCAGGGAAGCUUUGAGGCACACAGGGUCCCUGGGGGGGCCUGAGGGCAGCCAUGAGGAGGCACAGCGAGACAGACGUGGAGGAGCAGACCCAGGAGCUGAAGACCAUCACUCGGCUCCAGGAGCAGUGUCGGGCACUCCAGAUCCAGGGGAUGAAAGAGAAUACGGACCAGAACAAGGCCACGCUGGCUCUCCUGCGCAGCAACAUCCGCCGCGGGGCCCAGGACUGGGCUUUGGCCAAGAAGUAUGACCAGUGGACCAUCUCCAAGGCCUGCGGGAAAAACUUGCCUUUGCGACUGGCGCACUGCCGCAGUACCAUGGAGGUGGCGCGGGAGAAGCUGCGCAAGUACGUCUUCGACCGCGUGAACACGCACAACCUACUGAUCCACCUGGUGCGGCGGCGCGGGCAGAAGCUGGAGAGCAUGCAGCUGGAGCUGGCCAGCCUGCGGAGCCAGCCGGACGCCAGCAAGGAGGAGCUGCGGCUGCUGCAGAUCAUCCGCCAGCUGGAGAACAACAUCGAGAAGACAAUGAUCAAGAUCAUCACCAGCCAGAACAUCCACCUGCUGUAUUUGGACCUGCUGGAUUAUCUGAAGACAGUGCUGGCAGGAUACCCCAUAGAGCUGGACAAGUUGCAGAACCUCGUGGUCAACUACUGCGCGGAGCUGUCGGAUAUGAAGAUCAUGUCCCAAGACGCCAUGAUGAUCACGGAUGAGGUCAAGAGGAACAUGAGGCAAAGGGAGGCGUCCUUCAUCGAGGAGCGCAGGGCGAGGGAGAACCGGCUCAACCAGCAGAAGAAGCUGAUCGACAAGAUCCACACGAAGGAGACCAGCGAGAAGUACCGCCGGGGCCAGAUGGAUUUGGACUUCCCCUCCCACCUGAUGAGCAUGGAGACCUUGAAAUUAAGGAAACAAGAGACCUCCACAGCGGAAAUGGAAUACCAGGCGGGCGUGACUGCUGUGGUGGAGAAGGUCAAGAGCGCUGUACGGUGCUCUCACGUCUGGGACAUCGCUGGCCGCUUCCUGGCCCAGAGGAACACGGAGGAGAACCUGGAGCUGCAGAUGGAGGACUGUGAGGAGCGGCGGCUGCAGCUGAAGGCCCUGGUGAAGCAGCUGGAGCUGGAGGAGGCUGUGCUCAAGUUCCGCCAGCAGCCUAGCUCCAUCAGCUUCAAGUCCAUUGAGAAGAAGAUGACAGACAUGUUAAAAGAGGAAGAAGAGAGGCUCCAGCUCGCGCAGAGCAACAUGACCAAGGGCCAGAAGCUGCUGCUAACCAUCCAGACGGGCAUCGACAACCUCUAUGUCCGGCUAAUGGGCAUCACCUUGCCUGCAACCCAGAAAGAAGAAGUGCCCUCCGACACCCUCGAUUUGAACAGCAAGCUGGCGUACUGCGAGGGGAAGCUCACAUACCUGGCUGACAGAGUGCAGACGAUGUCCAGGACCGAGGAGGGUGACACAAAGGUGAGGAAUGCCCUGGAGUCCUCGACUCUGAAGGAGAAGUACAACACCAGGAUCAGCUUUGAGGACCGCGAGGAGGAUAUGAUCGACACCUUCCAGUUCGCCGACGUGGACCACAGCUACGUCCCUUCGCGCGCCGAGAUCAAGAAGCAGGCGCAGCGGCUGAUCGAGGCGAAGCUCAAGGCGGCCAAGAAGAAGAAGAAGUAGCCCCGCCGCCCCGCUCCCUGCUUUGUUACACAAAUAAACAUUUUUCCAGGA
This is a messenger RNA of Macaca mulatta (Rhesus monkey), 2414 nucleotides long. RefSeq names its product coiled-coil domain containing 183 (gene CCDC183). The record is from RefSeq and is a predicted model, not a curated record. NCBI's taxonomy places the organism in Eukaryota, Metazoa, Chordata, Mammalia, Primates, Cercopithecidae.